Messenger RNA from Naegleria fowleri, 1755 nucleotides. RefSeq lists its product as uncharacterized. The record is from RefSeq and is a predicted model, not a curated record. The transcript is spliced from 2 exons. The coding region runs from base 1 to 1755 and encodes 584 amino acids. NCBI's taxonomy places the organism in Eukaryota, Heterolobosea, Eutetramitea, Acrasida, Naegleriidae.
AUGGAUCCAUCAAGUCCUAGUGUCACAAUGGUAUUUGAUGAUCUUCUCCAAAUGCAAGAUAUUUUUAUUGUCACAUUGGUUGGGGCGAGAGAUCUAGUUCCGAAAGAUAGGAAUGAUCUCAGUGAUCCAUAUGUGAUCACCACUUAUUCUGGUUUUUCACAUAAAAGUAGUGUAAAAAAAGAAACUCUCAAUCCUCAAUGGAAUGAAACUAUUUCAAUUCCACUGAAUGACUCAGACAUUGCUUUGGAUGCAUCCAUUUAUUUCAAAGUCAUGGAUGAGGAUUUAGUCAAUGAUGAUUUCGAAGGAGACUUCACACUUAAAUUCAAAGAUAUUCCAAAUUUGGAUGGAAUACCUUUUGAUUGUAAAUUACAAGACAUUGAAAAGGGAAUUCUCACCAUUGCAUGUCAAGUGAAAUUUUUCUCGCGCUCAUCCAUUUCUCAAUUGAAUUUGCCAUCUUCCAUUCAAAACAGAGAAUGUUUUUACAAGACCACUCGAAAUUCAUGGCUUUUAGGAUGUGUGAAAUAUCCCAUGUCAAGAUUUGAAAUAGAAAAGUCCAUCAAGAACUCUUCAUUCAUGGGGAACAGCAAUGAAUCUCCGAGAUCUCCAAGAAACACUCCAAUUCCGAGAGAAAUCAAGUGGCAACAAGUGCAUUCCUCCUCUGAAACACUUUUAGAAAUAUUGACAGAAGCAGAGAGUUAUUAUGGGUUCACUGGUGGUUCAGUUCUUGUGGAUCGAGUGAGAGUGGAAUUGGUCCUUUCUCAACAAGUGGUGAAAGAUGAAACCGCACCACUCUCACUAGUCUUUGAAAAACAUUUACAACAACAUGUAUUGAAGAAGAAUACGUUUUCAAAGACAUGUUCAUGGAAGAAUGUCACAAAAGAGGAGUCCAUUCUCUUCUCAAAUACUUGUUCAACAACAGCAACUACUGAACAACAGAAAAGUGGCACUCUCAUCACCUCGAUGCAAUAUUUGAAAAGUUUUUCAGGAGAAUUUGAAAAAAGAAAUGGAGUGGCACUGAAUGACAUCCAAAACUCCACAACAGUAUGUGGGAAGGCCUAUGUCAUUCCCAUUGGUCAUUGUUCCAUGUUGUCAUUGACUUAUUUGUCCAAUUGUGGAAUGCCGUUCGACUCAAGUUUCGAUGAAAUGGUACAUCGAUGUAUGCCUCCUUCAAGAAACACAUUAUUCUCACCUUUGCAUUGUGAUAUUCAUGAUUCAUUGUGGCUUAAAUGGCCAUGUGGAUGGGACUAUGAAGAGACGAGCAUGCACUUAUUGUCUCCUAUUCAUACGAGUGGAAAUGGAACGGAUCGUUUUAUGGCUACACGAAUGACAAGGAAAUUGUCGACAUUGAGCUCCUCGACAAGCUCUAAUCCUGUCAUCUCUCAAAAACACAUCCUUUAUCAAUUGGCUCUAGAACAUCUUCAAGAACUCCAGCAAUCGAGUGAUUUUCGAAAUGUGAAAAUUCGAAAAGACCUUCAGCAUGUGGAGAGACAAAAUUCAAGUGGCACACCACUCGAUAAGUCUAUUCGAGAUUUCGUGGAAUUUGAGAUUGAAUACAUGCUAAACAACAAAACAUCAAACGAGGAAAAAGAUGUGACUCUCUAUCGAAUUUGUGGUGUCUUGAACACGUAUGAUGAGAAUUGUUGGGUACUUGGUUAUGAAUCCUCCUCGAAUCAUUUCCCCAAUAGAGAUGUUUUUGAAUGUGUGUUGGGACAAAUCAAAUAUGAUGAAAUGAAAAAACAAGAACUACUCGAGUAG